GACUGCGCAACUCCACAGGCUGGUCCAGAGGGCACGCAGGUCGCCGACGAGGCCGCCUUUAUCGAGGGCGAUACGAAUGGCAUCGACGGCGAUUGGGCGCACCGGGAGGCUCUUGGGCAGCGAAUGGAAGAUUUCGACCAGCCCAAGCAGACACACUUCCAGCAGACCUUGGAGAAGGUUUUCGCGCGCAUGCCCGUGAUGAAAGAGCUGGCGCUCGUGAGCGCACUGAAGUCCUACGCGGGUCGCCACGGCGGCGUGGUGACGCGAGCGUCGGCGUGCACGGGCAUGGGCAUCAAGGCGAAGAUCGACCCCGUCUUGGAACAGUUCUUGCAGCGCACCUAUGACAUAGGGCUCUGCAGCGUGCAUCCGUUGCGGUCCGAGCUGAAUCCCAGGAAGCGGGCGUUCAUCAGGCAGCAGUUCGCGGACGCCACCUUCAUCGUGGGCGACAUGGCGGGGCUGCAGAAAGACAAGGCCUUCGAUACCGUGUCUGGGGCCGACCGGGUGGUGCCCCACUUCGUCAGCAUCGACAUCGGCUUCCCCUGCGUCAGCCGCUGCCCCUUGAGCGUCAAGUGCCGCGAGAACCUGAACUGCUGCCAGACGAAUUCGGCUGCGACUGGGAAGGCCGUGAAUUGCAUUUUCAAGAUCAUCGAGCAGAAUUGGCCCGAGGAGAUCAUGUUGGAGUGCAUCACCCAGUUGCUUCAGGUAGGCGACGGCUGCACCACCUCAGACGCUGAAUGGAUAACCCAGCAGGUGACGGCCAGGGGCUACUGGUGCAUCCAUACCGUGGUGCAGGCAUCGCAGCAGGGGUCUCCAGUGCCACGCGAGCGCAUCUAUUGGGUAGCUAUCAAGGACAUCCCCAAGGAGAAGUACGAGGAGGCUAGCCAUUUCUUCUUGGAGGUCCUGCACAGCUUCAACAUCGGGGAGAUGACAGUCGACGAGUGCACCAACACAUUCCUCUACAUGGACGAUGGGGAUAGGGAGACGGUGUCCAGGAUGUGCGGCUUGCCCACGUACGCGGGCACGGGCCCCAUGAUCAGCCAGGCGAAGGGUGUGAAGGCAACCGCCCCCGACUACAAGACGGACCACCACGAGAUUUUCACUGCGAGUCAUUAUGCGUGGCCUGUCGACUGGGAGCAGUUCGGUCAGACUGUAUUGCCAGAUGGUCUUUAUCAGCGUGAGCGGGAGUCCCUGUACUUCUUGCACAAGAGGUUCCCCUUUGAUUGCGCGCACAAGGCAGAGUUCGUGGAGAUCAACACCUCGCUCCCGCGGCUGCUUCAAAGUUGCGUGGACAUGGAUUCGGACUACACGUCGUUCAAGAAGAGCCCGUGGAGAACUACUCCUGGCACGUUGGUUGGCAGCGGGAAGGUUGCAGUGAGGUAUAUUAAGCCUGGGUCUUCGCCAACUGUGUGCAUUGCGCGGCUGCUGGAGCCCUUGGAGUACUUGCUGUGUGUCGGGUGGAGUGAAAACUUCCGUGCGCAUCACUACUUCGAUUUGCAGAAGAUCGGCGACCUCGACCUCGACCCCAAGCUGAACCAGGCCACAUACGCGGACCUCAUCGGAGAUAUGGCGGGGAACGCGUGGUCGGCCUACUCGUACGCGGCAGCUCAGAUCGCCCGGAUGGCGGUGUCUGGGAAGUACCUCAGCCAGGAGACCAUCGUCAUCGACGCAGACAGCCAGCAGCCCGGCCAGGCCCAGGACACCCAGGCCCCAGACAACGGAGGGGGGGUGGUCGACGAGAGCAGCUCCGAG
Prorocentrum cordatum is the source of this 1749-nucleotide messenger RNA. NCBI's taxonomy places the organism in Eukaryota, Dinophyceae, Prorocentrales, Prorocentraceae. The record is from the annotation of a GenBank genome assembly.